CAUGGAAAGUGAAAGUAAAGAAAUUUUAUCCUACAUAAAUAAACUUAGUAAGGUAAAAUGAGUUCCGAUGAUAUCAAAAUGAUUUUGAGAAAAUUUUACAUUGCAUUACGAACAAAUGUCCAUCCUUGUGCAGUCACACCAGUAAUUGAUGGCCUCACAAUUUUUGAUAAGCAACAAAUUGAAGCAACAGCAAAGAUGGAUGGUGAUAUGCUUGGGAACGAUAAAUUGCUAGACACACUUGGACGUCGCACGACAAGAACAUUUUUGUCAUUUGUUACAGUUUUACAAGAGUAUAAUCAUGAUUUGGCAGUUGAUAUUAUUCAAUACACCCGAAAUUAUUUCCCACAUAUAUACACAAGCAUUCAGAAUUUUCAACAUCAUAAUCAAAUACCUUCAGCAACAGUAAGACCUUCAGUUGCUUCUAGCUCAGAUGCACAGAAUUAUCCACAUGAGAGACACAGUAUUCAUGAAAGAACAACAUUUAAUCAGCGUUCUGAUGCAGGCUCACAGCAGGCCUUUAUCAUAAGAGAAGAAUCUACAGACAUAUACACCAGAGCUGCUUUCAAUGUUCAGUCUUUUCAUAGAACUUCUGAAGUCAGACAAGUAACAUUUUAUGAAGACACAUUGUUGGAAGAUGUUCCAAAUGUGGUAUUCUUGAAAUGGGCUGCAGAGCUUAAUAAAGAAGACAACUGGAAAAAAUUGGCAGAUGUUCUAUCAUUGAGCAGGAAAACAGUUAGAGAACUCAGAAACAAGAGCAAUCCGGGAGAAGAAAUUUUGGAUAUCUUGUGCAAUAAAGAAGAGGUGACUGUAAGAGGAUUACUACAUCUACUAGGGAGUGCUGAACUUAAUGGAUCUGCAGAUAUAGUCAAACAAAGCUUAGGUGUGUAUAGUGAGCGUCCAAAUCAAACAUCAAUUGAGACACAGACCAGUAACCCAGACAACUCGGAUUCAGGAAGACAGCAGUCAUUUCCUAGAACACCACAAACUAAUACAGAUAAGAAUCCACAAGAAACGCCAGGAGGAUAUACGCAAAAGCAACUGAAUUUAGAUUCAAGUGACAGCUCUAUUAACAGCCAAUUAAACAAUGAAGAGAUAGAUGAAAACUCUCCAGUAGGUGCAGAGGGAGGAAACAAAACAUUGAUUAAUAAUUUAAACCGAUCUGAAUAUAAAUUUAGCAUGGUUAAAGAAGUCCAUAUUCAUUUAGGUGGUGAUUCUAAAAGUGAAGAAAUUGUGAAGGAUCCUGAUGAAACAAAAUCAACAGUAACUGCAGUGAACACUGUAACUUCUAAUGACAACACACCAGUGUCACAAGGAAGCAAUAUACAUACACAUUCAAAUUGUUCAGAUCUAAAUAGAAGUCAAAUGAAUACAGGAACAGUAGAAGAUCACCAUGGAAACCCAACUGAUCAAUGUUUGAGACCUAAUUCAACAGAACAUUUUGUUGUUGAAGAAGAUCAACAUCCAUCUCUGGACCAUCUUUUGAUUUCUGGUGGACUUGUACUUGGUCAACCUACAUCAGAUAUGGGAGAAAAUAUUGGAAAAAAUUGUGAACAAGAAUAUGAAGCAUUAAAUGAUGAUUUUUUAAAUCAACCAAAUAUAGACAGUUAUCAAAAUAUCAGGACUGUUAAUCCCUCAGAGGAACUAAACCAAAGUUUAGAACAGCAGGUUAGAUCAUCUGAACAUGAAGAUGGCUUAUUGUUUGGACCAGAAAGGAUACAGCACCCGGAAUCAAGUUCAACACAAGACAACAAUUUUGAAAAAAAUUAUGAACAAGAAUAUGAAGCUUUGAAUAGAGAUGUUGGUAACCAAUAGGUGUUUAAAGGUUAAAUGGAUGCAAAGUGAUAUUGUAUUGUGUUUAACUUUAUAGCUUAUUAAUGUGUCUAUAUAAAUUUUAAAAUGUUUAAAUGACACUAAUUGUAAAUCAUAAUGGAAUGCAAACUGUUGUUGAUAAUUCAAAUGUUUUAUGAAAAAAGUUUCUAAUUAUGUGAACAAAAGUAGUAUAGAUUUUUUGCUUAAAUGACACAUAGGACAACAUGAGUCACUGAUGAGUCUUUUGUAAACAAAACGUGCGUCUGGGGUAUACUUAAUUUAGUCCUGGUAUCUAUGAUGAGUUUAUAUACAUGAGCUUUUGCCACCCAUUGGUGUCAUCCUCAUUGUCUGUCAUCAUUGUGAAUGUUUUUGGAGGUCUUAUCCUCCAAAAACUUAUGAAACAAUUUCAGCAACAAUUGACUGAACAAUCCUUAAAAGAUUAUAAAUUACAACUUAACAUACAUGUAGUUUGCUUCCUUGACUAAAAAUAAAACAUAAUGGCAAGAAUUAUCAGAAGGUCAAUGUCUACAUACUAAAUUUGUUUGAACCAAAAUCUUCAGAUAACUCAGGAGUCAUUGCCCUUGAAAGACAAGUAAAACUGCUAACAACAAAAAUGAUAAGUAUAUAUAUGCAAAUGUAAGAUCGAUAAUAAUUAUACUAUAAACUAUAAUCAUGAUAAUACAUUGUAAUAUUCUCUAUCCUUAUUUUUUUUUCAUGGAACAUUAAAGGGGCAUUUGUCAUGAAGAAGACAAAAAUCGGUUUUGGACAUUUAUGAAAGCUUAAUAUAGAAAUAUUUGUUCUUCUUUAGCAGUCAGUUUGGUUAAAUUUCAUCAAUUUAAGCUAAAGAUAAGAGACUGCUGAUACAUGUAUAUUAUUGGCUUGUGAAUCAAUAAUUCAGCCUCGUUUAGAAGGUAAACAUUGAAAAGUGAAACAAGAUCACAACCAGGAAUAUAAUCAUUUCAUUGACUGCUCUGACCCACAAGAGCUAUCUUAUACAAACAAACUGAAAGACUGUGUCAUAAACUAAGGUGAUAACUUGUUCCAUGAGAUAUUCUGGACAUGUAUAAAAUUGCGAUACAAAAACAUGUAUAAUCUGACAUGAUCAUUAAACUAAAUGAAACUUUGUUUGUUCCCCUUUCUUUGUUAUAUGAUUAAAUAAGAAUUAUCUUUUACUAACAUGAUGAUGAUUUCAGUAACAUUACCUCUCAGCCCCAUUGUAUGGGGUUAAGAUAUUACUAUUAAUAAGUAAUGUUCAGACAUAUUCACAUUAUACAGACUGCAUUACAAGGAAAAGGGUCUCAUUUCACAAAAAAAUUCAAGUAUGAAAAAAACUUAUGUGAGUUAAUUACAUUUCAGUAUACAGCAUGGUUUUGAGGAGAAACUACUGUAAUCGACACUGUAUAAGUGUUUUGGUCACCAUCACUUACUAUCUACAAAAGAAAAUGCCUGUACCAAGUCAGGAAUAUGACAGUGUUAUCCAUUGUUUGAUGUAUUUGAGCUUUUGAUUUUGCCAUUUGAUUAGGGACUUUCAGUUUUGAAUUUUUCUUAUAGUUCAGUAUUUUUGUGAUUUUACAUUUUUUACUGGUUGACCAAUACGUAUUAAUUUUUUAAAUACGAAAUAAAUUGCAUUAUUGGUAAAUUUGCUAUAGCAUAUGAUAAUUUUAUCUGACAGUUUAACUGAGUGGAAAUGCAUGAUGAGUGGUGCAUCAUGCAUGCAUUACAGCAGAGUCUUAUCCAGCUGAUGUGCCUGGUUAAACUUG
This is a messenger RNA of Mytilus trossulus (common blue mussel), 3569 nucleotides long. RefSeq lists its product as uncharacterized. NCBI's taxonomy places the organism in Eukaryota, Metazoa, Mollusca, Bivalvia, Mytilida, Mytilidae. The record is from RefSeq and is a predicted model, not a curated record. The transcript has 6 exons. Bases 58 to 1812 code for a protein of 584 amino acids. Gene Ontology annotation, molecular function: protein binding. Gene Ontology annotation, biological process: signal transduction.